ACUAUCAAUAAUAAAUACACGUUUCAAUAAGUUUCAGUUUAUAUUUCUUAAGCAAGUAUUAGAAGCCUCAAAAUGGAUCCGGCUAAACUAAUUGGAAAAGUGAAGGAGAUGGUGCGCAUGGAGCACAAAUCCCGUAGCAAUUAUCCUGUUGUAUGGACAAAAGUUGCCGAGGCUGAAACGAAUAAGUUUUAUCAUCAGGACGAAAUUGACAAGCAGCUGAAGGAGAAACAAACUCUUCAAGAUGUCUGUCCUUAUGAGCAUGAUGGCAAGGGCGAUGCUCACUUUAUUUCACCACAAAUGCACAAGAAUCUUUUGGAGAUUUGCCGCUGUGGUCGACCACGACGUGGCAUCCACAUGGGUAAAUGUUUGCAACGUGCAAUCAAUCCACACUUGCAACAGAAACCCGGAGAAACCAAAGAAGCUUUUGUUGUGCCGCGCACUUCGAACUCUACUAUAGGUUUGCGCAGCGCUGCCUACAAGAAGUUGGAGCAGUCAAUGCAGUACGUUUCCCCCACUUACUCUAUGCCGGGUCCUCGCGUCACCGCCGCACCCUAUAAUGUCAUAAUUAUAGGCUAAGAAUAUUAAAGCACAGCAGACUGAAGUAACAGUUUAUACAGCAAUGAGUAACACAUCGAGCUGA
This is a messenger RNA of Drosophila nasuta, 640 nucleotides long. RefSeq lists its product as uncharacterized. The coding region runs from base 73 to 576 and encodes 167 amino acids. The record is from RefSeq and is a predicted model, not a curated record. The transcript has 4 exons. NCBI's taxonomy places the organism in Eukaryota, Metazoa, Arthropoda, Insecta, Diptera, Drosophilidae.